Messenger RNA from Myzus persicae (green peach aphid), 1384 nucleotides. RefSeq lists its product as uncharacterized. The transcript is spliced from 2 exons. Gene Ontology annotation, molecular function: DNA binding. Gene Ontology annotation, cellular component: nucleus; transcription regulator complex. The record is from RefSeq and is a predicted model, not a curated record. Lineage: Eukaryota; Metazoa; Arthropoda; Insecta; Hemiptera; Aphididae. Gene Ontology annotation, biological process: regulation of transcription by RNA polymerase II. The coding region runs from base 321 to 1163 and encodes 280 amino acids.
UGUCCUACGUAAAUACGAUAAUGCGAUAAUCGCAAUACGAUGCGACCGAUACGAUUUCUAAAAAUAAACAAAUCACCGGAAACGAACGGGAGUGUCCGACGUGACCAAUGCGACACGACCGAUACGACCGGUUUUAUCGGAUGCGUUUAGUCGUAUGCGUUGAAAAACAAAAUAGUUUGUUUUUGAUCGCAUAUUCGUAUGCGAUUUUCACGCUGGAUGUUACUUAUUAGUUAUUACGUAUAUUAUAAUGUAAUAUUAUUGUAUUAUUACAUUAUUUUUUUAUUACCUUAUUUUACUUACCUAUAUUAUUUUAUUUAAUUAUGGAAUUAUUAAUAUCGGAAAUACAAAAGAGAAAUGUGUUGUGGAAUAAGUGGAACAAAAAGUAUAGGGAUAGAUUAAUUUCCGACAGAGAAUGGGACGAAGUUGCAAAAAAUACAAAAAUGGAUAAGGAAGAGGCAAAAAAAAAGUGGAGAAAUUUACGAGACACUUUCUUAAGAGAGAAAAAAAAAGUUAAGAAAUGCCGCUCAGGAGAUCCACAAGAAAGAGCUGAAAUAUAUACUGGGAAAUGGUCUUAUUAUAAUUUGUUGCUUUUUUUAAAAGAUACCACAACUCCAAGGGUUUCUGAUGGAAAUAUUACGGAUGAGGAAGUUACAGAAAAUUAUGAAGAUAAUCAUAUUAUUGAUCAGAUAAAUAAUGAUGACUCUUAUAUUACAGAUACGGGAGUAUCAAAUCCUUAUACGAUAGAUAUUGUAAAUAAUUAUGUAUCAACACCAGAAAUUGAAACAGAGAUUAGUCAAAGUACUCAAUUUAUACACACACAUGAAACAAGUACACUAUCAACACCAGUAACAAACCAGUCUAGUGAUUCAGAGCAUUUACUAUCUCGAAAAAGAAAGAAACCAAAAGUAGACGAUGAUAAGUAUUUGGAAAAUUUAUUAAAAAUUGAAAGUCAAAAAGUCGCAUUGUUGCAACAGUUUACCAAUGUAACUGCUCCAGAAAUUGAUGAAGAUAUGCUUUUUUUCCAAUCUCUUUUACCAUAUUUAAAAAAAAUGGAUUCCAUUCAAAAGCUUCGAGUGAGAAAUCAAUUCCAAAAUAUUUUAAUAAAUGAGUUGUCGCAAAAUCAAGAAUCAUCAUUAAAUGUCGCAUUAUCUUACUUGUCCUAAGUUUAUUAAACAACUUACUGUAUACAAGUAGGUGCAAAAUACACUUUAAAGAUUUAAAAAUGUACCUACAUUUAAAAUAUUGUUUUAAAUUAGUUAUUUAAAAGAAAGGUUUUUUAUUUUGUUGUUGAAAAAUAUUUAUUCAUUUUUUUUACUACUUAUUUUGCAGUAAGUUAAGGGUGUCUGCUUUAAAAAAAAAAUGUAUUUAACAAUAUUGUAAUACA